UUGCCCAACCGCCAGCAGCUGGAGUGGCUUUGCACGGAGAUUGUCUGGACUCCGGAGACUCACUGAUGCUCACAAGUCAACAAUGGCCAAUCCCCCUGUCACAUGUGGAUCGCUCACUGGACAACACAUGUACAUGGAAACGGGCGAUUCUGGAACCGCAGGGAUUGCCACUAUUACAAUUGGACCUAUGAUUGGCACCAGAACAUAUCAGAUCAAAGUCACUUACCUUGAAUGUAGCAACCUAAGCAAAGCUCCUACUGACUGUGUCCAAUACUUCACGGGUGUGAGAGGAGAGUUCCAGUCUUAUAACUUUCAGGGAGGUCAACUCAUUAAACAAUCAAAACUACGUGACAUGCAUUCGCAAGAGACGGUGAGUUCUACAAAGCUUCGUUUUUACAACAUUUGA
Tigriopus californicus is the source of this 406-nucleotide messenger RNA. RefSeq lists its product as uncharacterized. Bases 83 to 406 code for a protein of 107 amino acids. The transcript has 3 exons. The record is from RefSeq and is a predicted model, not a curated record. Lineage: Eukaryota; Metazoa; Arthropoda; Copepoda; Harpacticoida; Harpacticidae.